Scylla paramamosain (green mud crab) is the source of this 1586-nucleotide messenger RNA. It is a transcript of the gene Hou, whose product is annotated as glucose-induced degradation protein 8 homolog. The record is from RefSeq and is a predicted model, not a curated record. The coding region runs from base 92 to 859 and encodes 255 amino acids. Gene Ontology annotation, biological process: proteasome-mediated ubiquitin-dependent protein catabolic process. Lineage: Eukaryota; Metazoa; Arthropoda; Malacostraca; Decapoda; Portunidae. Gene Ontology annotation, cellular component: cytoplasm; nucleus. Gene Ontology annotation, molecular function: protein binding. The transcript has 5 exons.
CCUUUAUACCUAUUUCCAAAACAUAAGUCUCUGUGUCUCGCGUUGCAGUGAAUGAGGCUGGAAAGAACAAGGAAAUUUCUCGUGCAUUGUCAUGGACUCCGACAUAAGUGAGAUGUCCUUGGGGCAGGAGUUUAUGAGAACAAACGUGGACAGUGACACUGACCAGAGUGGCACGAACGAGGGAGUGAAGGCCAUGGAAACUUCAGAGUGGUUAGAGGAAACCAACAAAAUGCAUAUUCAUCGAGCUGACAUGAAUAAACUCAUCAUGAACUACCUCGUCAUGGAGGGUUUUAAGGAAGCAGCUGAAAAGUUUUCCAUUGAGGCAAACAUUAAGCCUCCAAUGGACCUAGACCAGUUGGAUGAGCGGAUCCGCAUCAGAACAGCAAUACAGAAUGGCCAGUUUCAGGAGGCAAUGAGGAUGGUAACAGCUCUGCACCCUGAGAUCUUGGAUGACAAUUCUCAGCUCUACUUCCACCUACAGCAACAAGUGCUGAUUGAGCUGAUCCGUGAGGGGCGUGUGGAGGAGGCCGUGGUGUACGCUCAGGACCACCUUGCAGAGCGUGGCCAGCGAGACCCUUCCAUCCUUAAUGAGCUGGAGAGGACCCUGGCACUGCUUGCCUUUGACCAGCCCGAUACAUCCCCCUUUGGUGACCUCCUGCACCCCUCACACCGCCAGAAGCAGGUUGCCAGUGAACUGAAUGCAGCCAUCCUUCGUGCACAGAAUCAGGAGGAGACAACUCCACUCUUAGCUGAGCUACUCAAACUGCUGCUGUGGGCUCAGGAUGAACUCAACAAAAAGAAAGUGCAAUACCCUUACAUGACAGACCUUAUCAAGGGUCAGAUAGAAGAACGCAAAUGAAUUUAGGAAGUCUGCUCAUCCUAUCUUAUGGAGAGAUUGUCUAACUGUUGUGAUAGAUAAUUUUUAACUGUGUGGGUGAUGCUAGGGUCUGUCUAACCAAAGAAAAGUUAGAUAGUGUUGUCUAAUCCAGAUAAGGUUAUUCUCUCACCUAGCAUAAGUUAGGUAGGCUGUUUAAUACAAGUGAGGCAAGGAUGGCUGUUUUACUUGUAUGUGUGAAUCAUUAGCUGCAGGAACAGUGAAAGCUAAACAGUCAUGUAUUUUCAUAGACUCAUUAUAUAGAAAUUAAAAAAAGGAAAGUUUACUCCUACACUCCUUCCCAAUAUCUCAAAUUAAAACAGUGGAAGUAAAACAGCCCUACACUUUCCUUGCAUGCUUAUUAAUUAAAAAGAAAUCUCAAAAUGAAGUAAACAAUUUUGUAAGUUUUCUUUUUACACUUUUACAUUGAUAAUAGAAAUAGUUUUAAAGAAGAUGAAUUUUGAGGGUUAAUGUAUGUGUGAAAACUUACCUUAGGAGGACUUAGCUUCAAAAUAUAUGUCCACAUCUAACACAUCCCAGUGUGGCUCAGAAUGGUCUUCAAGAAUCCUAACUGAUCCACCGUCCCUUGAGGCUCGCCUAGCGGUGGUAGAUGUGUGUGUGGGGUGGCUGGCAGGCCGCUGACUUGUUCAUGCCCCUGCUGGUACAUUGUUAUGUCAAGUCAGUAUCAAGUAAUAAAGUAUGAAUAUCUUUA